AGCGAGAGGUAAUCAGGCGUGGACUCAACGUCGACAGAUCUGCUAAGGAGAUCUGAGUGGGCAUUUAACUAUUAACUGAUCGGAGGAAGUUGCUCAUCUAAAAUCACCGGUAGCAAAAUGGCUACUAAAGUGUCGUGUGCUGACAAUCAAGAUCAAAGAGACAUUUACAAUAUCAUUGAUAGUAAUAAGCCAUGGACCGGAAGAAUGCUUUUUACAGGUCCCGAUGCUAACAGGGACCACAGAGUGACGGUAGAUCAGGAACACCGACACAUUGGUAUCGGGACCAUGUCGGGCGAGGGCACGGGUGAGGCGGAUUACAUUUGGAGGGCGGGUGCUCGGACUCCCCAUCCCAGACCCCGCUCACGGAUGGUGGGGGAGGUGGGCUGGGGUGUGCCCGGUAUGACGGACUGGAAGAUGCCUCGGUCCGGUAGACAGGUCGUGUUGGGAGAAUUUAGGCAGGAGUGUGAAGAUCGUUAUUCUCAUCAUUAUCAAAACCCAUGGUACCCAGGACCAAGAGAUGACGUCACACCGGGGUCGGACGCCUCUUUGGUGAUGAACGUAUACAGACCAAGAACUACCCCAGGGAACACUCGCGCAGGGAACUUGGAAAGCCAACAAAUUAGCUCGGAACAGGAUACGACACUCACAGAGUAAAAGUGACCAGUGGUCAGUAGAGGCUUGUAGAAAAGGAAUUGGGAUUUAGGUGCUCUAACUUGUGGAAGAAGAACGGUGAUCUUGGCUUUUUGAAGUUCGGAGAUUAUCUGAUUGGUUGUUGACAGUGAUCAUGUGAUCAUUCUAUAAAUGAGGGACGUGCAAUACACAGCUAAUGAUUUCUUAUCACAAACCACAUCAGUAUUACGUUACUAUGGAAACAUAGCCUUGCCAGUUACACUAGGACUAUGUAUGUUGUACGCUUUCUAUUAUAGAUUUAUAUAUAUAUAUAUAUAUUUAUAGUGUUCAUGCACAAAUCAGUAUUUGUCUUUAGUGCUUUUACGUUACUGUUCUAUUUGCACAUGUGUUAUUUAUUAGGACUGUUCGUCGCUGUAGAUGAGUUUAGAAUCUGCACACCGCUCAAUAUUGCACCUUGCCGGUGAUGGGCUUUGUAGCUCCUCUUUGUUACAUGAUUGAAGUAAAAUUAUAUUCACAUUG
This is a messenger RNA of Mizuhopecten yessoensis (Yesso scallop), 1149 nucleotides long. RefSeq lists its product as uncharacterized. The record is from RefSeq and is a predicted model, not a curated record. The transcript is spliced from 6 exons. NCBI's taxonomy places the organism in Eukaryota, Metazoa, Mollusca, Bivalvia, Pectinida, Pectinidae. Bases 118 to 654 code for a protein of 178 amino acids.